GCGUACGAGAACGCAAUCUCGUAAAGCCACGUUCACGAUGGAGACUAUGCGGUGAUAUCAUCACGUAAGUCCUGACGUCACCGCGUUAGUUGUCGCUGAGCGUAUGCCACGUACAGUACAGUGGAGGCGUGAGGAUGAGAAUGGCACUUGAAUCAAGGGCUCUGGCCCUUACCCUCCUGCUUGCAUUGCUGAGUUUUGUGAGCGCUAUUCCUAUCGACAAAUCAAAACUAAAGGAGCAUAAUGAGGUUAAGGAUACAAAAGAUGAAAAGCAGAUAGAGGACACGGGGCUCUACUAUGACCGCUACCUACGAGAGGUGAUCGAUGUGCUGGAGAAGGACACCCAUUUCAAGCAGAAACUGGAAACAGCUGACAUUGAGGACAUUAAGAACGGACGCCUGAGCAAGGAGCUGGACUUUGUCAGCCACCACGUGCGCUCCAAGCUUGAUGAGCUCAAGAGGCAGGAGGUGGCUCGUCUGCGCAUGCUCAUCAAGGCCAAGAUGGAUGCGGCACAGGGCAAAGACCUGCGUAUGGAUCACCAGUCUUUGCUGAAGCAGUUUGAGCAUCUGGACCACAACAACCCACACAGCUUCGAGCCUCAGGACCUGGAAAAGCUCAUAAAGACCGCAACGAAGGAUUUGGAAAACUACGACGCGGCACGGCAUGAGGAGUUCAAGCGCUACGAGAUGCUCAAAGAGCAUGAGCGCCGCGAGUUUCUGAAGACGCUUGAUGAAGAGCGGCGGCAGGAGGAGGAGAAGCGCUUCCUUGACAUGAAGCAGAAGCACAAGGACCACCCCAAGGUCAACCACCCGGGGAGUAAAGACCAGCUUCAGGAGGUUUGGGAGGAAAGCGAUGGGUUGGACCCGGAACAGUUUGAGCCCAAGACGUUCUUUAAACUGCACGAUUCCAAUGGUGAUACCUUUUUGGAUGAGCAAGAGCUGGAGGCUUUGUUCACAAAAGAGCUGGAGAAGGUUUAUGACCCCAAGAACGCAGAGGAUGACAUGCAGGAGAUGGAGGAAGAGAGAGUGCGCAUGAGGGAGCACGUCAUGAAUGAGGUGGAUAAGAACGCAGACCGGCUGGUGAGCCUGGAGGAAUUCUUACAGUCAACACAGACGAAGGAGUUCACCGAGCCAGAGGGAUGGGCGACAGUGGACGAGAUGGAGGUGUACACUGAGGAGGAGCUGCAGCACUUUGAGCACCAGCUUAUGGAGCAGGAGACCCAGCUGCAGCAGAAGGCCAGCGAGCUGCAGCAGCAGCACGAGGAGCUGCGCAAGCAGCAGAACGAGCUGGAGGGCAAGCGCAAGGAAUACCAGCAGGCGGUGAAACAGAUGGAGAAUAAGAAGCAGCAACAGCAGCAGCAAGGGCGGUUGCCACCUCCAGGACAACCCAACAGCUUGGGGGAUGUGCCACACCCCGUAGAAGAGGACCCACACGCUCAAGCUCCCGGUCAUCCGGAAGCACCACCUGCACCCAUCCACCACCAAGAGCAGCCUCCAGCACAGCACGUGGAGCCUCCAGCGCAGCACGUGGAGCCUCCAGCGCAACACGUGCAGCAGGCAGAAGGCCAGGGACAGGGCGAAGGCGAUGGCCAGGAGCAAGGGCAGCUCCAGAUUGAGUAGCCAGUCGCAGGGGCAGCAUCCACCGCAGGCUGAUGGCCAGGGCAGGGCAGCUGAAGUGGGCGAGGGAGAACCAGCGCGAAGGAGACGGGCCGAUUAGAGCCAGGGCACAGCAGGGAGUGCGUGGCUCCUAUAUUCCAUCAAUCAAGUUUUACAGUAAGACUCAUCAAAAUCUAAUAUUGAUUCCUGCUUUCCCUCCAUUUUAAUUUAGGAUUUUUAUUUUAAAUGUACCUUUUUUUGCACUUUUUUGGUGUUUGUCUAGACUGUCCUGCUUAAUAAUAGACCAUAUGGCCCUAGGCGAAAUGGAAAUGUAGAAUUCCCAGUAUGAUAAAUAUUUGUCCUACAGCAGCCCCAUGUUCAUUUUCCUUGUGCAGAAAGAUUGCAGUAUCGGAAUAGGAACCGUGUAGAAAGUGCCGGUGUACAUGUACGGUGUUCUGAGAAGUGCCGGUAUGGCGUUACCGUUUUAUCCUGGCCCAUUUCGACUACUGGCGGCGGUAUCUAAAAAUGUUGCGUCCAGUUGUGGUAAGCGAAGUAGUAUUUUUCAAAUAUUUAAAUUGAAAAGUAAUGUGAUGUAUAAGGGCGCCUUAUGGUUUGUUGUUGAGUUGAACACACGUGUAGAUUACACCAAAGGUUUCUGCUUUUACAGAUUAUAUAUGUACUACUGUGUUUUACGUUGGACAGGGUUCAUAUCAACUUUUGUUAAAAAUGCUUUCAUUUUGCUGUAACGAUGACUUGCUUUAUCUGGUACUGUGUGAUAUACGCUGUGGUUUAUUGAUGCUGCACUUUGUUUUAAGUGGCCAUUACUUUGUCUCGGCAAUUUUUUGUGGUAAAGGAGAUUAAUAACAAUGACAGAGAGUCACAACUUAAUGCCACAUUUUCUCUAGGUGUGAUGAGAGGCGCCACUUAAAAUGAAGAACACAAUAUGUUAUGUAUUCUGCUUGGAGAAACGUAGUCUUCACCACAUUGAAACAAUGUGUUACAUUUGUUUUCAGGUUCUCGUAAUUAAAAUGUUCUUAUAAAGUCAAAGUGUAAAUUGAAGUAAACACAUUUUGCUCAACCACUGAAAUGGUACAUUCAACAACCAACGACCUGGUCUCACGAUUAGUAUUAGAUUUCAAUAAUCGUGGGACUCAAGUUGCUUGGCCAGUUUACCGGUUUUGUACCACGUUGUUCUGAUUUGUACCCCUGUGAAUCGUACCGUACCACGACUAUUGCAGUGUCUGUUGCGUAACUCAACGUUUGUGCCUGUUCGUGCAUUUUUUUAAUUCUAAACAAAGAGAUUCUGGUCGAGUUCUGUCUCACGUUUAUCAGCCCAGAAACGGAGGAUUGCCAAAUUGCAACGUGAAUGGUUUAAUAAAUAAAUGCAAAUUAUCAAAACA
Petromyzon marinus (sea lamprey) is the source of this 2992-nucleotide messenger RNA. RefSeq names its product nucleobindin-2. Gene Ontology annotation, cellular component: endoplasmic reticulum-Golgi intermediate compartment; extracellular exosome. The record is from RefSeq and is a predicted model, not a curated record. Gene Ontology annotation, molecular function: calcium ion binding. Lineage: Eukaryota; Metazoa; Chordata; Hyperoartia; Petromyzontiformes; Petromyzontidae.